Messenger RNA from Henningerozyma blattae CBS 6284, 2445 nucleotides. It is a transcript of the gene AHC1, whose product is annotated as Ahc1p. Lineage: Eukaryota; Fungi; Ascomycota; Saccharomycetes; Saccharomycetales; Saccharomycetaceae. The transcript has a single exon. The coding region runs from base 1 to 2445 and encodes 814 amino acids. The record is from RefSeq and is a predicted model, not a curated record.
AUGAGCGAUGAAGACAUGAACGGGAGGCAGAAAAAACGUCAUCUUCCCAAAGAAAAAGUAUCUAAAACUGAGCUCCCUUCUUCUAACAAUAAGAAAAAGCAACGAAAGUUAAACUCAAAAAAUAAUUUAAAGUGUAAUCCCAGGAAUGCUUCAAAGAAGACUUCCAAGAGAUCAAGUCUUCAUUCGAUAGAUAUUAAUUCAUUAUCCAAUAUUUCUCCAUCAAGUUUGACUGAUACUUGUGAAUCAAUAAAGAGGGAUGAGAUAAUACCCAAUGAACAAAAAGAUGCCAUAUCUUCCGGUGAGAAGAUCUCUAAUGAGAUGGAAGCUACGUUGAAUGAAAAGAUUUGCAAUGGAAGUUCUAUUAUUAGAAACCAUUCCACACAAAAUAUUAAAGAUCCUAAUUCUGGUGCAUCAAAGGAGAUACAAUUUAAGAUUGCCAAAACCGAGAUUCUAGAUUCACUCCAUUUACAUUCAAUUUUAAUGUUCAAAGAUAUUAAUAAAUUAAAUAAUGAUAUCAAUAAGAUCGAUUCUCAAUUGAAAUUAUUAACCCAUCUUCAUAAUGAUAAAAAUUUAAUUAAAAAAAUCAAAACUUCUCGUAAGGAUUUAAUUGAAAAUGAUAAGACUUAUAUAAAUUCCAAUUCAAUUAACGAUUCAACAUUUCAGAUUGAAAGGAAUCAAAGAUUAAAUAUAGUUGCCAAAUUGUUGAAGAAACUCAAGGUUUUAAACAAAACUAACCAUUCUCCCAAUGACAAAGAUAAAACUUCAAAUAACCACGACGGUAUUAUAACACCAUUUCUUAACAAACACCCUUUUACGACAACUUUUAAUGAUUAUAAAGAAUGGAUUGACAAUAUGAAUCCUAAUACAAAUUAUAGAAAUAAUAUUCCAUCUGCAUUUAAUUAUAGUGCAUCUAAUUCAUUAAAUAACAUUCAAAUUCUUAAUUCUAAUGCAAAUACAAGAUGUAGCACACCUAUCCAACAUCCAUAUUUAACUAGAAGUAAGAGUUUACAUAAUAAUUCCAUUAAUGCUACUUCUAUGAAUUCUUUAGACAUGAUAAACAACAACAAUAACACUAAUAAUCACAGCAGCAUACUACAAGAUACGAAUUUAAAUCAAAAUAUAUUCAAUAAUAGUAACAACAACAUCACAUUAUGCUCAAACAAUAAUAAUAAUAAUAAUAAUAAUAAUAAUAAUAAUAAUAAUAAUAAUAAUAAUAAUAAUAAUAAUAAUAAUAAUAAUAAAAAUAAUAAUAUCAACUUCAAUCUACUUGAGCCUACUCCCAGAUUUAAUUCACAUCAUAAAAGAAAUUACAGUAGCUCUUGCUUAUCCAGUAAUAGUGGGAUUGUUGGUAAAACCGAUGAUAAUUUAUCAAUAUUUCAAAGGUAUGAUGGUAUAUUGGUAAUAAUUACAUGCUCAAUUUGCAAGCGUAAUGAUUUUUCAUCUCCACAAGGUAUUGUAAAUCAUGCAAGAUUAAAACAUUCCAAGAAUUACCCAAAUCAAUUAGCUGCAGUUCUAUCAAAUCAAACACUUUUAACUGAUAAAAAACAAGACCCUUCAGUUUUAGAAAAAUUUAAAGAUUUGGACCUUGAUCCAAAAUUCGAUUAUUUACCUUCUGAAAUAGCUUUACCUAACAAUUCCUCAAUCACAAAACAAUAUCCACCAAUUACUUUCUCAGCUUCACAAUCGAUGAAUUCUUCAUCAAAUUCAUUAUCAACAAAUAACCAAUUGAAAAGAAAAAUUAAUUCUUCAUUAAUAAAAUCAAGUAAUUCAAAUAAGGAUCAUAUACAAUUAAGCACUUUGGAGAAAAUUAAAGUAGAACCUAGUGAUAUACCUCAUUUAAAAGAUUUGUAUGAGAGUUAUGGUUUAACUAAGAAAAAUAAGCAAAUAAAUGAACAAGUAAAACAGGAAGAUUUUGAAGAUUUGGUUCAAAUGAUCAAUGAUGCUUCAAAAGAUUCUCAUGAUAUCCAACAACAACCUGAUAAUUAUACUGAUUCACAAGAAGACAUUGAUAGUGAGUGUAAUACUAAAGACAGUGAUGAAACUAAAGACAGUGAUGAAACUAAAGACAGUGAUGAAACUAACGAGUCGAAUUCACUCUCAAAUAUCGUUGAAAAUGGCUCAUCUUCUUAUAUCCUUGGCACACCGCAACCUGGAAGAAAUUCAUCGCCCAACGAUGAUUUAGAACCAAUCUCAUCAAGACCUAUAUCUAUUGGCUCAGAUAUUCCAGCAUUAUUUAAUGAACAACCUUCUAAAAUAAAUUUAAGGAUUUCGAAGUCUCGCGGGAAGGAAAGGUCCUCUCAACAUGAUUCAAAUACUAAUACAAAAACAAAAUCAACUCCUAAUGUGGAAAUAGAAGUUAUUGUACCAGAAUAUGAUAAAAGAUCAUCUCAUUAUAAUCUAAGGGCAAAAUCAAAAUUGAAGUCAAACACUCAUUUUGAAGGGUAA